This is a messenger RNA of Akanthomyces muscarius, 1296 nucleotides long. RefSeq lists its product as uncharacterized. Bases 1 to 1296 code for a protein of 431 amino acids. The record is from RefSeq and is a predicted model, not a curated record. The transcript has 2 exons. Lineage: Eukaryota; Fungi; Ascomycota; Sordariomycetes; Hypocreales; Cordycipitaceae.
AUGCUAGCAGCACACCGAGAUCAGGAAAACCUGGUGCACGCGCACCAGGUUCCAGCGAAACAACAGCCCAAGACGCCGGGACCGAGAUAUCCGAAGACUCCGAUAGGGCGUUUUGCUAGAAAUGAUGAGAAUGCGCCGACAGCCUUCACGGGCAAAAAUGCGCUCGUUGGAACUAUCAAGAAUACCACUAACGGUAAACUGUUGACGAAACCAACGUCGCAGAAGCAGACUUUAGCGACUCCUUUAGGCAACCAGUCAAGAGCCCCCCUUGGAAACAAGACAACCAACGCGAAAGCGCGGCCGAGUCAAUCAGUGAUCGGAAAGCAGAAAGUGAAGCCGGUCGAGGCUUCUCAUAUGAAGGCCGGCACCCAGCGACCUAAAUUGCGACAAACAGAAACAGCUACUCCAAAGUUUGAAAUCCAACCUGAUAAUAAGAACGCAGGCGCAGACGAGGAGCCUGAAUAUGCCCCCCCCGCCCCGACUCCCUUACCAUACCAAUCAGACGUGCUUCCCGAAGGCGGGUUGACGUUUAGGGGUCUGAAGAAAGAAUAUUUGCUCAAGGGCUAUUACGAGAACUAUUACAAUCCCGUCGAUGAUGACGGUGUUUCACGUCUUGAUAAAGCAUUUGACGAUGAGAUGAAGUUGGCAUUGGACAAGGCCGUUGAGCAAAAUGACCGCGAAUUCGAGGCUCUCGACUGGGGUGUACCUGAUGUGCAGGAUUCCAAAGCCACAUUUCCGGCAACUACAGCUCCCAGAAACCCCGGCUCACGAGCCGACGCCCACAGGGACAAGGUGCCGGUUCCCAAUGAUCGAAAGCUACACACAAUCAGCUCCCGCAGAGCAGCCUCAGCGUUGGCCAUUCACUCGGACAGGACUGGAAGUGCAUUGUCAUCACGGGUAGCAUCCUCAAAACGACCUUCAGCUCAGCCUAGAAUGGCCAAGUCAUCAGCUAUAGAGCCAUCGGGUACAACUACUGGAGAAGCGGCCUCGCGCACUACGAUUGGCUACAGCAAGGGCAGAACCGCAUCCUCCAUGAUGCGUCCCCACCACCAAAGCAGCAAGAGUCUUACUAGACCACCUGCUCGUCAAGCUUCGGACAACAGCUGGGAUCUUACCAGCACCCCUUCUCGUGCCCGCCUAGGUACUCCCGAACAGAGCCUGCUGCGAACAACUGAACGUCCGCAGUUCACGUCCAUAUUCUUCGACGAUGAGGACAACGCGGAGCCUGUGACUCUCAAUGGCCCAGCAAUUGACUCUGAUGAUGAUGAGACGUUUGAGCUGAAGCUGGAUAUUUAG